Pochonia chlamydosporia 170 is the source of this 951-nucleotide messenger RNA. RefSeq names its product zinc-containing alcohol dehydrogenase. The transcript has a single exon. The record is from RefSeq and is a predicted model, not a curated record. Bases 1 to 951 code for a protein of 316 amino acids. Gene Ontology annotation, molecular function: oxidoreductase activity. Lineage: Eukaryota; Fungi; Ascomycota; Sordariomycetes; Hypocreales; Clavicipitaceae.
AUGAAAGCCAUCCAAAUCACUGGUGCUGUGGGGAGCCACAAGAUCACACUCACGCAGACUGCCGACAAACCCGUUCCCCAAGAUGAUCAAAUCCUUGUCAAAGUCCACGCAGCGGGCAUUACUGCCGACGAAGUGACUUGGCCGGAGUUAUACGAAAGUUCCACCAGGAUCCCUGGCCACGAUGUUUCUGGUGUCGUUGAGGGCUUUGGUCCAAAAUACACCGGUUCACUCAAGAUUGGCGAUGCCGUUUUUGCCAUGUUGAAAGCUUCAUCCGAUGCGGGUGGGCAAGCGGAGUAUGUUCUCAUAACGCCGAAAGAAAUUGCACCUAAACCAGCUAUCAUAUCCCAUGCCCAAGCUUCGGCACUGCCUAUCCCCUUCCUGACUGCCUGGGAAGCUAUCUAUGAGCACGCGAAGGUUCAAAAAGGCAGCAAGGUGUUGGUCACAGGUGCAUCGGGUGCUGUUGGACUUGUGCUGGUGCAAAUUGCGUCCACGGUUUUGGGAUGUGAGGUCGUUGCACUUGCGUCGGCUAAGAACCAUGAAUACCUCAAGUCUCUCGGAGCGAGCGUUCUGGUGGAUUAUCAUACACCCAACUGGGAAGAUUCAGUCAAUGGAGUAGAUGCGGUCUUUGAUACCGUCGGCGAGGAAACGUUAGCCAAGUCCUGGAAAUGCGUCAAGUCGACCGGUAGCAUUGUGACGGUAGCUGAUCCGCCACCGCCAUGGUCGUUUGGACGAGGAACUCCAGUCGAGUUGAAGGAUCACCCAGAUGUAAAGUGGUUCUACUUUGUUGUCACAGCUGAUGGAGAUAUAUUGUCAAAGUUGACCAGUUUGCUGGAUGCGGGAAAGCUGGUGCCGAUUCCUAUCAAGACAUUCGGUAUUGGAGAAGGGCUAGAGGCUUGGGAAUAUGGUGGUCAACGAGGCAGAGAGGGAAAGGCGGUAAUUGCAUUCGUGUAA